AACGCGCGCUUUUUACGCACAGAUAAGCGCACAGCACCUUUAUGUGAUCUAGGCUAAAGGCAAAAGUAGCACUAGCGCUGCCCUGACUUACCACAGGUCUACACGCUUUAUCGCUGCGGUUAACUGGUUAAAACCGACGGUCUACACAUCCAAAGGGGAAGUGCCAUUGGCCUGCGACAGCGUAGUGUUCAGCAACAAACUUUGCUAUGGGCAAAAAGUCUCGCGAAGAAGACUCUUCAUCCUCUGAUGAGGAAGAAUAUGUUGUGGAGAAAGUGCUGGACAGGAGGGUGGUGAAAGGCAGGGUUGAGUUCUUCCUGAAGUGGAAAGGAUACUCAGAAAAGCACAAUACGUGGGAGCCAGAGAAGAAUCUGGACUGUCCUGAGCUUAUUUCAGAAUUCAUGAAGACCUACAAGAAAAGCAGUGGUGGAAGCUCCACACCCAGCAGCGGGGGCAGCAAAUCAAACACAGGCUCCUUGGGACGCUCCAAAGACUCCAGCAGCUCAAAGAAGAGAAGCUCAGAUGAUGAUGAGGAGGGUGGAAGUAAGCCCAAAAAGAAGAAGGAGGAUGAUGUUCUUGUUGCACGGGGCUUUGAGAGAGGACUUGAGCCAGAGAAGAUCAUUGGAGCAACUGAUUCAUGUGGAGAUCUAAUGUUUCUUAUGAAGUGGAAAGACUCUGAUGAGGCUGAUCUCGUGCUUGCCAAGGAGGCCAAUCAUAAGUGCCCACAGAUUGUCAUAGCCUUCUAUGAGGAACGUCUCACCUGGCAUGAAGACAGUGACAAGAAGGAGAAGGACGCUGUCAGUGCGUGAGUGCAUCACCUCAGGAGGAAACAGGACCUCCUCCACUGCAGGGACAACCUUAAGUCAGACAUUUUUCACACCCAAACCUCCCAUCCUUCCUCUUCACUGUGUCCAACAAAGACAGCAGGCACAGUCGUGUUCUCUCCACCCAUGUCCCAUUGGAGCACAAGGGCCCAGACUGCUGAGAAGGAUCCAUCAGACAGGAGGGGAAGCUGUAGCGGACAUGGGUGAUAUGCUGCUGUGGAGGGUUUCUGCUGUUCUGUCUUUAUAUUCUUUACCUUAUUUUUAAUGUCUUAACCCACCAUGUUUUAGUGCUUACAGGACACGAUUGUGUCCAGUAAGAUAUUUUGCAUCCGUGAGCAGAGGUGGCCAUCUGUCAUAACUCAGAACAUAGUCUUGAGAGCCAGAGUUGGUACAAGCUGUUAACCAUGAGCUUGUCCCACGGCAAGUGCACAACACCCAUCCUAAAGUCUUUUAUAGGCAAUGCACCUCUUUGCUUUAAGAACCCACCAACACCACUGAGGAUAAAACCGUAGACUCAAUAUUCAGGAAGCAACCACCGCAGCACUUUCCUGACUACAUAAUCACUUCCUUUUUUUAAAACUUUUUAUCUCUUUGUAGAUUUUUCAGUUUGUCCUGUCUACCAGGAUAUCAUUUUGCAUAUUUGCAGAUGACACCGGCCAAUUAUGUCUUUAUAAUGAAGUGAUGAUGUCCAUGUUGUGUUUUUAUUUGUUUUUGGUUUUUUUUUGUUUUGUUUUGUCAUUUUUAUCUCUUAUUUCCAACUUUUAACAUAUGAACUUUGUGGUGUUUUUAUUUCUUUUUUAUUUCUUUAAGCUAUCACCAUUUCAAGAAAAGGACAACAAAAUGAAUUGUGUUCAGUUUUGUUCUUUUUCUCUGCAGUGUUCUCUUUGGACCACUCUCCUUAACAGGUUAGACAAUCUUAACUGUAGCCACAUGAAAUGAAACCAGCGUUCAUUAAGAGUCAUUGGGGUCUGCCACCUUGUGGCUGAAAGAUGUAAAUCUUUUGACCAACCUCUAUGAUGACAACCCUGCAGUUUUAAUGGUGUUAUUGAUCUCGUUAGUUAGUGAUACUUUGAUAGAUUUUUUUUUUUCUCAGUGUAAAGUGGUAAAAUCCACUCAGCAAUUAUAGUAUUUGUUGUUGAUACCAUUUGUAAUGUUAAAUUGAAACAUUAAAACCAGUUUUUAAUCAAUUAUGCAUAUCAUGGGUUUUAUUGUGAUGAGUAAUUUGUUUGUUCUCGGAUAAAAGUAUUAAAGGUUUUGGGAUGAUGUUACUUCCUGGCAAGAGGAGGUCAAUUAUUUUACACAAGAUGGAUGCUGGUUUUGUACUUUGAUCUGCUGUGCUCCAACAUGGACUCUUAGGACCAAAUAUUUACUGUCUACAGAGGAAAUCUGCUGGGUUUUUUUUGUUUUCUUUAUUUUACUUUUUGGCUUUAAUUGGCAUUGUGAGUGAAGGCUGACUUUCUCCCCUUUCAUACAUACAGUGCAUUAAUCAUGUCCCUUGAUAUCACUUAGAUUAUGGUUUUGGUGUAAUAUUCAUUAAAAAUAUUUUGUCCUUUCAGA
Molecule: messenger RNA, 2378 nt
Organism: Siniperca chuatsi (mandarin fish)
Lineage: Eukaryota; Metazoa; Chordata; Actinopteri; Centrarchiformes; Sinipercidae
Gene: cbx5
Product: chromobox homolog 5 (HP1 alpha homolog, Drosophila)
Exons: 5
Coding region: 207-806 (199 amino acids)
Biological process (GO): negative regulation of transcription by RNA polymerase II; chromatin organization
Cellular component (GO): nucleus; pericentric heterochromatin
Molecular function (GO): chromatin binding
Source: RefSeq, a predicted model, not a curated record